This is a messenger RNA of Diaporthe amygdali, 756 nucleotides long. RefSeq lists its product as uncharacterized. The transcript has a single exon. Lineage: Eukaryota; Fungi; Ascomycota; Sordariomycetes; Diaporthales; Diaporthaceae. Gene Ontology annotation, molecular function: acyltransferase activity, transferring groups other than amino-acyl groups. The coding region runs from base 1 to 756 and encodes 251 amino acids. The record is from RefSeq and is a predicted model, not a curated record.
AUGUCGGACUCAAAAGCCCCGUCAUUUUCCCUGAAGCCGGUCGUCGAAGAAGACAUUCCAGCUUUGACCGUAAUGUCCGGCCUCAACUUCGAGGAAGACAGACAUACGCAACUCAAAGCCGCCCAUCCCACGAAGCCAUAUGACCAUGCGGGCGGAACCCCCGACUCCAUCAGACACUGGCUCAGUCUGCCUCAAAAGGUCGAAGUGACCAAGGCAGUCGACAACAAAACGGGAGAGGUCGUCGGCUGUGUUGGCUGGGUCUUCCGGGGUUUCGAAAGGGACCCCGGUGCCGCGGGAUUCGUAGAGAAGCCCCAGGAGCCGACCAAGCCGCCUGCCAACUCCGUCUCGUCGGACUUCGUCAAGACCGAGGCCGCGGACCUCGACCCCAUCGAACAGCUGCGCGAGCUCACCGACGACCACUUCGCCAAGUUCAUGAGGAGGGUCAUGCCGCCCGGAACGCGAUGCAUGUUCAUCGCCGGCAUUCAGGUGCAUCCGGACCACCAGGGAAAGGGCAUCGGUCGUGCCCUGGUCCGCCAGGGCACCGACCGCGCGGAUGCCGAGGGCGUCUUCUGCUGGGUCCACUCGAGCGAAGCAGGGGCUGUCUUAUUUCCCAAGUGCGGGUUCGAGGUCGAUGAGACUCUUGAGAUCGACCUGGACGAGUAUGCUGGCAAGAUGGAUCUGAAGCCGCCGGCGGGUGAUGAUAAAUGGGGCACAUACACGUUCAGAUAUUUUGUGAGGCAACCUCACGCUUCUUGA